AAAGCUUGGUGUGCACAAAUAUCCCUAUGUAAGUUGCUCCCGCAGCAAGCUCCGGAUCUCUCUUGUUGGUGACAUUUUUAGAAGCCUAGAAACAAGCACAUUAUACAUCUCCACUGAAGCCUGAGCACUUUAAACAUUGCUGAAACAAAAACCUUGCCAUUUCUGCAAUCAACAGAAAAUGCAGCUGUUUAAGUGUUACCUUUGUGCUGCGCUGCUCCUAAUGCAGUUUGAGCUGCAUCUAUUAGCUGCCUCUGAGAGCAGCUGUCCGGCUCUUGCUGGGAUGCCAGGCAUACCUGGACACAACGGCAGCCCUGGCAGGGAUGGAAGAGAUGGGGGUCCUGGACCAAAAGGAGAAAUGGGAGAUCCAGGUGUUGGUGCACAGGGACCUCCAGGGAAAAUGGGACCAGCAGGUCCAGUAGGUGCCAUCGGCACCAAAGGACAGAAAGGAAAUCCAGGGCCACCAGGUGCUUCUGCAGACAGCAGUUUAAUUAAAAAUCUUCAAUCAGACAUUAGCCAUCUAACCAACAGACUCAAUGUCAUAGAAAAAGUUUUAAGGUUUCGUGUAUUUAAGAGUACUGGAGAGAAAUUCUACGUGUCUAAUGGGCUGGUGGCAAAUUUUGAUGAUGGAUCGAGAUUCUGCACUAAUGUUGGGGGGAAAAUUGUCCUACCAACAAAUGAAGAUGAAAAUAAAGUGUUAUCUUCAAUACAUGUUGACCUUAAAUCUAACUACAUAUGGAUUGGAACAACAGACAUAGUGAAAGAGGGGACUUUUGUGAAUUUGGACAAGCAACCUCUAACUUUCACCAAAUGGAAAACAAAUGAACCGAACAAUUAUAAUGGGGCAGAGGACUGUGCUGCACAUCACAGUGAUGGUGUAUGGAAUGACAUUCGUUGUGACUCAAAAUGGAAUGUAGUGUGUGAACUACAACACAAAUAAACAUGUUUAUUGUAAUAAUGCAAAUAUGUAUUGUAUAAAUAAACAGUUUUAAA
Xyrauchen texanus (razorback sucker) is the source of this 990-nucleotide messenger RNA. RefSeq names its product hexose-binding lectin 4 (gene hbl4). NCBI's taxonomy places the organism in Eukaryota, Metazoa, Chordata, Actinopteri, Cypriniformes, Catostomidae. The transcript is spliced from 5 exons. The record is from RefSeq and is a predicted model, not a curated record. Bases 179 to 937 code for a protein of 252 amino acids.